This is a messenger RNA of Colletotrichum spaethianum, 432 nucleotides long. RefSeq names its product superoxide-generating NADPH oxidase heavy chain subunit A. The coding region runs from base 1 to 432 and encodes 143 amino acids. Gene Ontology annotation, biological process: removal of superoxide radicals. The record is from RefSeq and is a predicted model, not a curated record. The transcript has a single exon. Gene Ontology annotation, cellular component: cytoplasm. Gene Ontology annotation, molecular function: superoxide dismutase copper chaperone activity; copper ion binding. Lineage: Eukaryota; Fungi; Ascomycota; Sordariomycetes; Glomerellales; Glomerellaceae.
AUGGUGCAGGUCUCCCCAACCACGACUCUAAUUGACUUGACGCUACGUGGCGUGGCCCCUGGCUCCUACAGAGCGACUAUCCGUGAGUAUGGCAACCUGGCAGAAGGUGCAUCAUCGACGGGUCCUGUGUGGUCGGGGGGCAGCAAAGGUGAGGCCGCCAAGGGGUUCUUGGGUGUCUUCGAUGUGGGCAAGGAUGGCAGAGGCAGCGUGUACCUCGAUAAGCCCUUUCAGAUCUGGGAAGUCAUUGGCCAUGCCAUGGUCGUCUCGAGACAAGAUGAGUCCGCAGGGGCAUUGAAGAAUGACCCGGACACCGUAGUCGGCGUAAUUGCUAGGAGUGCUGGCGUGUGGGACAAUGACAAGACGGUCUGCUCGUGUACCGGCAAGACAUUGUGGGAGGAGAGGAAGGAUGAGAUCAAGAAGGGUAUGCUCUGA